AUGGAGGGCAUCAAAGAUGGAAAGCGGCGAUUUGCCCCCAUACCGAUAGAGACGACGUUCCAGCAGAUUCGAAGACCUGGUCCAGUGGGCGAGCUGACACCAGAUCCCUCACCCGAGCCCUCUCCGAGAUCUCCUCAACAUACCGUUACCUUUGAGACCUCGACACAAAAUGACUGCCGUAAAGAGAGGAGGCGCUUUGCGCCCCAGCUCAUUGACUCGUCACGACGAUCAAGAAGGAUGGGAGACAUGGGACCGGCGACUAGACCUACCGACAAGACCGACAUCGUACCCCACCACCACCAUAUAUACUCGGUGCACCGCAGCAAAAAGCGGCACCACCGGAUCACGGACUUGUCGAGGAGGGAAUCAUGCGACGAAGAGACGGCCGACCACAUGUUUGACCUGGCCAAGAAGGAGAUUGAGAAGCGGCUGCAGGAGAUAGCGCUUUCGGCCUUUCCCAACAGUAGCGCCAGGAUAGGAGGAGCUGAGCAUUUCGUCGUUGACGAGGGUUCUGAGGAUGAGAACGAGCUGGAUCCUCGCGGCCGGCCGCAGUUGAGGCUCUUGGGAACCGAGCGUCCCAAGCGAGACUCGACCGACGAGGAUAUGAACUGGCACGUUAAGGAGGCUCAGAAUGCAGCCAAUCGCCGGGCAAGAACUCGGGUUGACACUAAGGAUCUCGACCUGAUGGAGCUGGACAGCCCGCCGCCCGACACCAUGUUCCUGACUUCAAGCCGCAAGCAGACACCCAGUCCGGGCCCUUCACCUUUCAUGAGGGGACCUAUCGGUGAGACUCACAUGCCACUCGUUAGCCACAGUCCAUUGAAGCCCAUUGGAGAGACGCCAGCUCCUUCGCAAUCGCCGCCCCCUAUACAGCCCAUUGGAGAGUUCCAGAUGCCUUAUAUCCCCUCAGCACCACCGGGCAGGGCGGGCGACAUGCCAUUCAUUCCCGCAGAGACGGGUUUCCAACGCCAUGGCGGCGGUCGUCCCUUUGGGGCAGGCUUUAGAAGAGACAUGCCGUCAUCUGAGAGGAACCUCGAACAGCUCCGCCUGCGCAGCCCGCCAAUGCUGGGUAAGGAUAUCACAUUCCGCAUGUGUCCCUCACCCAAGCGCACAAAGAUGGAGCCCGAUCAUCUUUGGGCAAGAAUUCCCGAAGCUUCGAACAGGGAUCCCUCGGGAACCAAGGGUCUAUGGCGCGGAUACUGCUACACUUCGGAGGCGGAGGCGGGCACGGCACUCGCCUCGGUGGCGCGUCCCGCCAUGUUACAGACCCCGAGCGUAGUCAGUUCAGCAGCCACAGACCCGUUCUCAGCCGCUUUUGGCACAUUUGACACCAUUUCUACGGUGUUGAGCGAGGAGCCCACCCCCAUUGCCUCACCCAAGGGCACGCAAUCAGCCGGCCCUGCGUCGCUGAAGCUCCCCAAGCCGGCUGCCACGGUACCGCCCGCUUCUAGUAACACGAACAGGCGGAGUGCCGAAGCCAAGGGCAUUCACAUGCUAGCGGGUCUCGAGGAAAGGCUGCGAAAGGAGAAGGCGGCUGCCGAUCUGAAUGAGCAGAUCCAGGCCGAGUUUACGGACCACUUCGUGACGCAGGUAUAUAAUUACCUCAGCUUAGGAUAUCCAGCAAUGGCACGUGUGUACGACGAGGAGCUGUCCAAGAUCUCCAGGAUCGACAUUCAUGAGCUACAACGCAAUGACUCGGAGCUCAUGGACUGUAUGGUUGACAUGGCCAGUGGGGGUGACGGCAAGAAGAAGGGUGCCAAUGGCCACAUUCGAUUGACUGAGGACGACGAUACCAAGGAGCAAGAUAGAUGCCCGCGGUGGAAGGCCCUCAAGCUGUACAUUCACGAGUGGGCGCGUCAACAUCCUGACUUGGAUAGUAUUAGUCCGCUGGCUUGGGGUGUGAGAGAGAGACGUGGUAGCUGGGGCAUCUGA
Pyricularia grisea is the source of this 1932-nucleotide messenger RNA. RefSeq lists its product as uncharacterized. The record is from RefSeq and is a predicted model, not a curated record. Bases 1 to 1932 code for a protein of 643 amino acids. The transcript has a single exon. NCBI's taxonomy places the organism in Eukaryota, Fungi, Ascomycota, Sordariomycetes, Magnaporthales, Pyriculariaceae.